Mangifera indica (mango) is the source of this 1888-nucleotide messenger RNA. RefSeq names its product protein phosphatase 2C 70-like. Lineage: Eukaryota; Viridiplantae; Streptophyta; Magnoliopsida; Sapindales; Anacardiaceae. Gene Ontology annotation, molecular function: protein serine/threonine phosphatase activity; protein binding; cation binding. The record is from RefSeq and is a predicted model, not a curated record. Gene Ontology annotation, biological process: protein dephosphorylation.
UGGAAAAAAAAAAAAAAUUAAUGGUGCGACCAUUUGAAAGCGAGGUUCUCGCAAAUCGGGACCCAUUCUGAAAUCUCUCCUCUGUGUGAGGAAGUAGCGACGAUGGUGGCGAUGCAAGAGAGCAUUGUCGUCCUUGCCAUUCUCCUUAUGUUGAUACUGAUCCUUGUUCUCAUCGUGAUCGCCUGUAAACCAUGGCGCUUUUUUGACUCUUCUUCUCGCUCUCGCAUCAUCGUUAAGGCUGAUGAACUAGAGAGGCCCCUCAUAUCAGAUGAUGUGGCUGUGGUCCUAGAACAAAGUAAUGAUUUUGGCAGAAAUUAUGAUCUAGAGGGAGCUUGCAAUCAAAAUGAAGGGUUUUUGCGCUCACCUCAAACACAUGGACUUGUUUAUAAACAGAGGCUUCCCUCUGCAUCUCCCAUUGUAAAUCAAGGUGAUAACUUGGUUCUAGAUGUAAUUUCUGAUACUUCGGAGGAUCUUUUGGUUAGCCAGACACUUAAGAGGCCAAUUUCACAGAACUUAGCUGAAUUGCAAAAACAUAGACAGCAAGAUUUAAGUCCUAAUCUGAAGUUUGUUGCAAGUAGUGAUAAGGUUCAAGAGUAUGUACCUAAGGGUGUUGUAGAUCAAAGAAGCUGCCUUUCCUUGGAGGUUAUAUCUGGUCCAUCUUGUGGGGUUUGCUGUUCUGUACAGUCAACAUGUGCUUCUAGGCUGCCACUGACUCUUGGAAGAGUUUCUCCCAGUGACUUGUUACUGAAAGAUUCUGAGGUGUCGGGGAAGCAUGCAUUGAUAAACUGGAAUUCAGAUAAAUUGAAAUGGGAGCUGGUGGACAUGGGUAGUCUAAAUGGGACUCUAUUGAAUUCACAGUCAAUUAACCAUCCUGAUUCUGGAAGUAGACAUUGGGGUGAUCCAAUUGAGAUUGCUACUGGAGACAUAGUUACUCUUGGCACAACUUCGAACGUAUAUGUUCAAAUCACAUCGCAAACUGAGACUCAGAUUCCUUUUGGUGUUGGUGUGGCAUCAGAUGCCAUGGCUUUGCGUCAGGGAGCAAAGAAACUUCCAAUGGAAGAUGUGUGUUAUUAUCACUGGCCUCUUCCUGGAGCUGAUCAGUUUGGGUUAUUUGGUAUUUGUGAUGGACAUGGUGGUGCAGCAGCUGCCAAAUCUGCUAGCGAAACACUUCCUAAAAUGGUGGCUGAUAUAUUAUCGGAUUCGCAUAAAAGAGAGAGGGUUUUGGCACAAUGUGAUGCUUCAGAUGUUCUUAGGGAUGCAUUUUCUCUAACAGAAGCAUCCAUGAAUCAUUAUUAUGAGGGUUGUACUGCAACAGUACUCCUGGUAUGGACUGAUGCUGAUGAAAAUUUAUUUGCGCAAUGUGCUAAUGUUGGGGAUUCUGCUUGUGUAAUAAAUGUUGAUGGAAAGCAGAUUAAGAUGACAGAAGACCACCGGAUUACUAGUAAUUCUGAAAGGGUCCGAAUCAAUGAAGCAGGAGAACCACUGAAAGACGGGGAAACAAGAUUGUGUGGCUUAAACCUUGCUCGAAUGCUUGGAGACAAAUUUUUGAAACAGCAGGAGGCCCGCUUCAGUUCAGAGCCUUAUGUAAGUCAAGUUGUGCAUAUUGAUCAAGCAAGCAAGGACUUUGCUAUUUUGGCUAGUGAUGGAUUUUGGGAUGUCAUCAGCUUUAAGAGGGCAAAUCAGCUAGUCCUUCAGAUGAGGGAGAAAUACUCUGCAGAAAAAGUGAAUUCAGCCGAGAAGAUUGCAAAUGUUUUGUUGAGUGAGGCAAGAACACUGCGAACAAAGGAUAACACUUCUAUAAUAUUCCUAGAUUUUGACAGCACAUUUAGAAAGGCUUGUAAAAUUGAUUCGUAAUAUAAAUCAUAAGGUUUUUUAAGUGUACGAUCAA